AUGGCGGCGACGGUUGACGUUGGCUAUCUGGCCGCGUCCUACUCCGUCCCCGAGACGACGCUACAGUCAUUACUAUCCGAACCCACCGUAGAGCUAGUCCAGACACUGCUCACCCAGAUCGAAACCAAGGCGCGCGCCUACGAUGACUUGCAGUCGGACAAGAUUCGCACCGAUGUCGAGCUCGAAGCAGCUAUUCAGGGCGGCGAGCAGCGCGCGCGAACCUUGAAGGCCACCGCGGAGAAGGCGCAGAAGGAGGCCGAGGAAUUGAAGAAGAAGCUUGUCCAAGAAGAAAAUGCACGGCAAGAGGCAGAGUCGGCGCUGCACAACCUGCAGGCCACGGCUAGCAGCUCGACGUCUGAGACGCAGGCACUCGAGUCGCGCAUCAAGACGCUCGAGUCGCAGAACCGCGACAUGAUUGCCAUGCACGAGACCAAGACAACCGCACACGACCGCCUCGCAAAGGAGCUGACAGAGCAACACCAGAAGUCGGUCGAGCUGCGCAAGCAGGUGUCGGCACUCGAAGAGAAGACGCAGUCUCUAGAGAGCGCUGCCACCAACGUCAAGUUCCGCGAGGCCAACUUGCAGCAGGAAAUCGAGCAACUCCGCAGCAACAACGACUGGUACACGACCGAACUGAAGACACGCGCCGACGACCACAGCAAAUACCGAAAGGAGAAGAAUGCCCAGAUUGCCCAGCUGCAGCGCGAGAACGCCGACGCCUCCGAGACCAUCGAUGAACUGCGCCGUGCCGAGGCGCUGUUGCGACAACACAUUGAAGAACUCAAGAGCAAGGCCGAGGAGGAUCGCCUACGCAUUGAGGAGCUCGAGAACGCAGCAUCAGCCGCCGAGGCUCACUUCCGAAUCGAGCUCGACAGUGCACGCCGCCUGUCGACAUUGCACCAGCAGAACAACGAAAUGACCAAGAAGCGUUUGGAGCAAUUGCAGUCAGACAGCAGCCGGGUACAAGAAGAAGCCGCCACUGAGAUUGGCCAACUGCAGGCCGAAGUCGAGCUGGAACGCGAAAGGGCUGCCGAAGCCGAUGCGCGCACCGCUGAGUUGGAGACGCUCGUUGAGACUCUCAAGAGCGACAACUCCGACCUUCGAAGCUCUGUUCGUGUUCCCGGAACACCGCGACACGGCAUGAGCGUGAACGGUGGCUUCAGCACGCCGGGCAGGGCAGGUUCGCCUGCCGUCUUCUCUCCAGGCGGCUCGCAGCUCAAGGCCGAUGCGUCCAAGACACAGCUACUGAUCGAGAACAAUGAUCUCAGGAAGGAGUUACGCAAGGUCCGUGAGAAGCAGGAAGAGCAGACCGGUGUCGUCAACGAAAUGCUACAAGAGCUAGAACGUGUCCAACCCGAAUUCGACGAACUUCGCCGUCAAAACGACGCGCUAAUCGACCAGAACAACGAAAUUUCCGCCCUUCUCGAAGAAGCCAUUGCCGAGCGCGAGGCAGCACAACGCGACUCACGCAAGGCCUUUGGUGAUUUGGAAGGUCUACAAAACGAAUCUGCUCUUCUACGUCGUCAGGUCCAGGACAUGACAAUCCAGCUACGGACACUGCUGUGGCGUCGUCAGGUGGAGGAGGAGGGUCUGGGAAGCCUCACAGAGGAACAGCAGGAAUUCAUCAUCAACGCUGUCGAGAAGAAUGAAGUGCCUGACAAGCACAUACCCGAGGACUCGCCUACACACAGCAUGAUCACAAAGCAUCUUGUUCUUUACAAAGACAUUGCUAGUCUUCAGCAACAGAACGUCGAACUGACGCGCACACUUCGACAAGUAGGCGAUGAACAAGAGAGGCAAGAGGUCCGGAUGAAGUCUGAGCAAUACCAACAAGACAUUGAAGAGCUUGCCCGCCUAAGAUCUGUGGUUGCCGAAAAGGAAGAGGAAAUCAAGUCACUCAACGUUCGCUCGCAAACCCUCAAGACCGAGCGCGACAUGUACAGCCGUAUAGUCAGCGGCCGAGGACAGUUGCCGGCUAAUUCCCAGUCGACGUCUGCGUUCGCACAGUCGGUGCCCGCGACUGGAGCCCCCUUGAUGCUGGAGAACGGCUCGCAGUCCCGCGAGAUUCCAGAGUACAGCAAGCUCAUCAAAGACCUUCAAUCCCACAUCGAUCUGCUCAAAGAAGAGAGUGCCACAGACCGUACUACACUCAAGGCGCAAGUCGAUAACCUGACCAGGGACAACUCACAACUUCAGAGUGACAAGCUUCGUUUUGAGUCGCAGGUGCGACGAGAGCAGGACAGGUAUGCUCGCCUGGAGGGCAGCAUCAAACUGCUCCAAUCCGAGAAGGACUCUCUACAGGAACGCUACAACAAGGUUCAAGCGACCAUGGCCCAACAAGACGACAGGCUUGUCAAGGCUACUCAGAACGCCGCUGAAGCUGAGGCCCGUCUCCAGAGCUUGCAAGGUGAGAUGGUUCAGCUCAAAGCAUCUCAACAAAUGUCCGCGACGAUCGAGGCACGUCUCAAGGAAAGAAACCAGGAGUUGAUAACAGAGCGCGAUCGGUUGAGCAGCAUGGUAUCUCAGAUUCAAAGCCUACGCAACGAAGCUGAGUUGGCUACUGCGGAGAGCCGACGCGAGUUACAGAACACGGUGGACAAGCUCCGGACGGACUUGCAGAGUGCGGAAAGCAAAUUAGAGGACGAGAUUGCUGAGCACAAAAAGGUCAACCAGCAGCGGGAGUAUGAGCGUACCGAAACGCAACGACGAAUUGAUGAUCUCAUCGCAGCACGCAACAGUGCCGAAGUCAAGUCUGCAACCGCCGAAUCAACACGCCAACAGCUGGAACAACGCAUCAAGGACCUCCAGAACCAGCUCCAAUCAGCCGAGGAGCGCAUACAGGCUCUGCAACCACGAUCACAGGCCAACGGCUCAAACGAGGAGCAGGAUUCUGUUAGCCGCGAGGAAGAGCUGGCACAACAGGUUUCGGAUCUCAAGCGCAAGAUUCAGCGCAAGGAGGAGGAUCUUGAAGCGGUCACUGCCCAGAUUGCCGGCUUCCAGGAUAUCGCACAAGACGCCGAGAACCGAUUGCAGACCUUCGUCGAGGCCCACGAGCGACUCCAAGAGCAACUCAAUCUUGCACAAGAAGAGAAGGAUGCAACUAUCAGCGAUCUACAGCAGCGUGUCGAGGAUAUCUCCUCUGAGCUUGCUACAAGCAGUACCGAGCUCACUGAACUGAGAGGCAAGCACGAGCAGGAUACCUUGGUACUGAGACAAGAGAAGGAAACCCUGGAGGCAGAGAUUAUCAGACUCAAGAACGACGUCGCCGACUACAAAGCCGAAGCUGAGAAUCAAACGCAAUACGUCAAGACCCAAGCCGACAUCGCAGAGCGUGCCCAGAAGGACUACGAGCAUGAGUUCCAGAAGCACGCCGAGAGCAUGGAGAAGCUUCGAGAACUGCGGGACCAGCACAACCAACUCCAGUCUCAGAUCACAGAGUUCAAGACACAGGCUGAGGCUGCACGAACAACACUGGAGCAAAGCCAAGAACACUGGAAGUCUACCGAGGGCCGGUAUGAGGAGCAGAUUACUGAGGCCAGACGCCGCCACGACGACUUGAAGCAAUACAACCAGACCUUGCUCAAGCAGUUCGACGAGUACAAAGAGCAAAUCAACAGCUUGAAGAACGACAGAGGUGCUAUGACUGGUGAUAGCGGUAAUACGGAAUCCGGCUCGAACAAUCUCCAGGAUAUCGAGACAUAUCUGCGUCGCGAAAAGGAGAUCUUGGAGGUCCAGUUGAACCUCAAAGUGCAGGAGUCGAAGCGUCUGGAGCAGCAACUCACGCACGCCCAAGGUCAACUCGAUCAGACGCGAGAGAAGCUGCUGGAGGAGCAAGCCAAGGCCUCAGGCUCACACAGCAAUUCCAGUCUUGCGCAUCUUAACAAGAAUCUUGAAGAGCUCAACGUUUACCGCGAGAGCAACGCGACGUUACGAAGCGAGAACACUCGUCUUCAGGCCUCAUUUGCCGAGAAGGCCAAGGCGCUGGAGGAUCUUCAGAGUGAGCUAGAACCCUUGCAAGUUCGUGUGUCUGAACUUGAGGGCGAGCUCGAACUCAACAUGGGUCAUCUCAAGGCUGUCGAAGAAGAUCGCGACCGUUGGCAAAAGCGUCACCAGGAUGUACUCCAGCGAUACGAUCGCAUCGACCCCAAAGAUCUUGAGGACCUCAAGAAACAGAUUGAGGACCACAAAGUGGAGCGCGAUCAGGCACUAGAGCAGGUGGCAGGUCUCAAUGAGCAGAUUACAGCUCUCACAAGCGAGGUCCAGAGUGCGAAUGCUGAGAGGGACAACAUCCAGAAGGUUGAGAGGGAGAAGUUCCAGAAGAAGCACAACGAGCGCAUGAGACUAAAGAACGAGGAGAUCAGCGCGCGCGCUGCAGAGCGAGACGAAGCUCAGAAAUCGGUUACGAGCUUGCAGCAGGAGGUUGAGCGCAUUCGGCAAGAACUCACAAACGCACAAUCGACACGUGCGGACAAUGGACAAUCCCAAGAGCGAAUGGCAACACUUCAGAAGCAAUUGGAGCAAACGCGAGCACAACUCGUGACUACCCAGCAAGAGCUCGAUGUUGUAAAAACUGCUCGUGACGAAGCUAUUGCUCAAGCGAGUGCAUCUGCCCAAUCGGCUGGAAACGCAGAUGCAGGUGAGGACGGUCAGAUCAACGAGAACUUUGAUGCUACGUCGCAACAGUUGGCAAAUCUGCAGAAGCAGCUGGCUGAAGCUCAACAAAAGGCUACGGACGCAGAGAACAGCCGAUCCGCUAUUGCAGACCAGCUAUCUAGUCUACAGGCGCAGUUGUCAACACAACAGGAAGGAUUGGAGAAGAUCCAAACGGAGACUGCCGCGAAGGGCACUACCAUUGAUGAGCUUCGACAACAACUUUCACAAGCCCAGGCUCAGGAUCAGCAGCCCGCGUCCAAUUCAACUUCCGCCGAGCCUCUGACCAACUCCGCUGCAGCCGCCGAGAUGGAGAAGCUUAGAGAGGAGCUUGCUGCGAAGGCAGCUGAAGUCGGCGAUCUGCGGGCUCAACUUGCCAGCGCGAAAUCAGCACAACACGCCGCAGAAGGUGAAUCGCAACCGGAAGCCUCGCAGAGCAGCGAACAGAUCGCUGCCAUCAAGGCUUCACUUGAUCAGCGAGAGGCCCAAUUGAAAGAGCUUGAAACAUCACUGAACGCCCGCGAAGCCAAGGUCAUCGCGAGAGAAGGCAACCUGGAAAAUAUCAAAACAAAGGCCAAUGAUUCCAUCAAAAAGAUCAGGGCUGAGUCAAGCCAAGAACUUGCCAGGGUCAAGGAUGCUCAUCAAGCUGAACUCGAGCGCUUGCAGCAAGAGAUUCAGAAGGCAGCUCCUCCUCAAGACACUCCGAAGGAUGUCACACAAGGGGCUGCUCAACCUGUACCUGAUGGUAUGGUCAGCACGGAAGAUCUACCGCGACCCACAGUCACAGAUCAACAAUUAAAGAUUUGGUUGAAGAACAAUACCGGAGCUUACAGGGUGCUGAUAUCUCAGAUCAGAUCCAACGUCAACAAUCAAACGGCCAAAAAGGACGAGAUGAUCAACAAACUCAAUCAAGAGAUCCAGCAGCUGAAAACUCAGAUCGAACAGUCCAAGACACAGAUCGAACAGCUCAACGCUCAAAAGGUCAUCGAUGGUAUUACAGGCGUCAAGCAGGAGCCCGGACAAGCGAAGGAAGCGGGCUCGAGCGAGGACUUGACUGCAGUCAACGCUGCGUGGGAGAAGAAGUUGAAAGAGAAGCUGGAGGAGUUGGAAACAAAGCUGGUCAAAACACAUGAACUCAAAUCGAAAUUGAAGGAUUCGCAGCUGAAGCUCGUCAGAACUAGAUUCAGCUACGUUGAAAAGGCUGCGAAAGAGACGCCGACUGAGGAGGUAGCAAAGGUGUACGCCAUUGCACUGACUCAGAAGCCUGUGGAAGCUGCCAAACCUCCACAACCCGCUACACCUGCCAAACCUGCUCCUGCACAAGCCAACACACAAGGUCAAGCACUGAAUACAGCAACACCACAGCAACAGCAACAGACAGCGGCAGCUUCUGCGACCAAUACGUCUCAGGCGAACAGUGCCAAUAACGCUACUCCCACUCAAGCAUCCCAGUCUGCGCCCUUCCAGCAACAACCCAACCCUUUCGUACAGGCUGCUGGUCAUGGCAUAAACGCAAACCCCUUCCAACAAAGCCAGAAUCAGAUGGGUCGAGGACUACCGCAGCCAGGUUUUACCGUCCAAGGCCAAGGCCAAGCUCAACAACCACAAGCACAACCCCAGCAGCAGUCCGGCCGUGGUCGUGGUGACGGCGUAGGAACUGGGCCCCAAGCCAUCCGCGGUGUCAUCCAAUCCAACAUUCCCCGUGGAGGCGCAAGCAACAUCCCCAUGCCCGGUGGUCGCGGACGAGGUCAGAACCAGCAACAGCAAAACCAAAACCAACAGCAGAACCAACAAGGCCAAAACCAAGGUCCUGGUGCUACUUCGCAGAUUGGUCGAGGAGGCGGUCGAGGCGCUGGACGCGGUCGUGGCCAACAAAACCAGAAUCAGAAUCAGAACCAAGGUUCACCUGCAAGGGGUGGUCUGAAUCCUGGUGCCGCGGGCUUCCAACCUGGUCAGGCCGGUCAAGCUGGACGCGGACAGAAGCGUAAUGCGGAAGAUGAUGGUGAAGGUGCGACGAGAGGUGGAAAGAGGGCACGAGGUGGACGUGGCGGCGGUGCUGGAGGACAACAGCAGGCCGGCGCCGAGUAA
Messenger RNA from Alternaria atra, 6738 nucleotides. RefSeq lists its product as uncharacterized. NCBI's taxonomy places the organism in Eukaryota, Fungi, Ascomycota, Dothideomycetes, Pleosporales, Pleosporaceae. The transcript has 3 exons. Bases 1 to 6738 code for a protein of 2245 amino acids. Gene Ontology annotation, molecular function: structural constituent of nuclear pore. Gene Ontology annotation, biological process: protein import into nucleus; mRNA export from nucleus. The record is from RefSeq and is a predicted model, not a curated record. Gene Ontology annotation, cellular component: nuclear pore.